AUCCUCCAGCCUCGUUAAUAUUCACACAACUUUCUUUUUCCAGAGUUCACAGCAACCCUUCUUCUACUAUAUCCUACAUUGUUGUUAACGUUGAUGUUCCAAGAAAUCUUAACCGUCCGCAGCCAGAAGAAGAAAUUUUCCGCACUCAAAUUUUAAUGGAAAGUGCUCGCGUUUUUCUGGAAAAAUAUUUGAAGUCUUCUUUUAUUAAGGUUAUGGCGUGGAGGAAUCUGGGAUCGCUUUUUAAUUUCCGGGGUAUCUUUCAGCAGGGAAGAACUUCGGAAGUCGAACUGGGAAGGUACACGAUUAAAUCCCAUGGAGCUGCACUUGCAAAGAAGCACAUGCACGAUUGGCUUAUACUGGUGCUCCUUGGAGUGAUAGAUCUCAUUUUGUUCAUCAUUCAUCCGUUCUACCGUUUCGUGGGGAAGGAUAUGAUGGAAGACCUUAGAUAUCCCAUGAAAGAGAGCACGGUGCCUCUGUGGGCUGUCCCUAUGUACUCGGUUUUGUUACCUAUUGCAAUUUUCCUCUUUUUCUAUAUGCGUCGGAAAGAUGUCUAUGAUCUGCACCAUAGCAUUCUAGGCCUCUUGUUCGCCGUGUUGAUUACUGGUGUUAUCACGGAUGCGAUUAAAAAUGCGGUUGGCCGGCCUCGACCAGACUUCUUUUGGCGUUGCUUUCCUGAUGGACAAGAUGUUUAUGAUCGGUUUGGGGGUGUAAUGUGCCAUGGUAAGGACAGUGACAUAAAGGAAGGACAUAAGAGUUUUCCAAGUGGUCACGCUUCAUGGUCCUUUGCAGGUUUAGGAUUUCUCUCGUUGUACUUGUGCGGGAAGAUUAAAGCAUUUGAUCGCAAAGGGCACGUGGCAAAACUAUGUAUUGUCUUGCUUCCUCUACUUGCUGCAUCUCUCGUUGCCAUUUCAAGAGUAGAUGACUAUUGGCACCAUUGGCAAGAUGUGUUUGCUGGAGGCCUCUUAGGACUUGUUGUGGCUUCGUUUUGUUACCGGCAAUUCUUCCCUUCCCCUUAUCACGAUCAAGGAUGGGGUCCUUAUGCGUAUUUCUCUGCAUUGGAGGAAACACGUAGCCAUUCAAAUCCGGGUGUCAAUCCUACGAACAAUGCACUGAGUGUGCAGGUGAUCGGGGCUCAGAAUGUGAACGAACAACACAUACAAAUUGACGAUGCACUUGCAGCAUUCUCUCACAACCGAUACACAAGCAUUAGUUCGCAUGAAAUGGAAUCGGGCGAAAAGUAGUAUUGUACAUGGCGGGCUUUGUUUAGUUUUCUGGUUUCCGCUCUUCUUCCCCAAAAACCACUCACCCUGCUGCUCCCUCCACCGCCUUGAGAUCGAAGCCGGAACCCCGCCCACUCUCACUAUUACUUGCUCGGAGACUGCUCCUGUCGUACGGAAUUUGCAUGUACUUCUCACUCUCUUGCUCUCUCUGUAAGU
Molecule: messenger RNA, 1436 nt
Organism: Pyrus x bretschneideri (Chinese white pear)
Lineage: Eukaryota; Viridiplantae; Streptophyta; Magnoliopsida; Rosales; Rosaceae
Product: lipid phosphate phosphatase 2-like
Exons: 10
Coding region: 156-1241 (361 amino acids)
Biological process (GO): phospholipid metabolic process
Molecular function (GO): phosphatidate phosphatase activity
Source: RefSeq, a predicted model, not a curated record